Triticum turgidum subsp. durum (durum wheat) is the source of this 210-nucleotide messenger RNA. Lineage: Eukaryota; Viridiplantae; Streptophyta; Magnoliopsida; Poales; Poaceae. The record is from the annotation of a GenBank genome assembly.
AUGGCUCCCCGGGUCGCCGUGCUGCUCGUGGCAGCGGUUGCGGCCUCUGCCCUCGCGUCCGCGUGGGCGCAGGACUUCAUGGCGCCUUCGUCGGCGCCGGCUCCCGCCCCGGACACGGGCGGCGCGGCGACCGGCGCCGCUCCGGCCUCCGCCCUCGCCUUGGUGUCGUUCGCGCUGGUGUCCCUGCUGGGGGCGAGGCUGAUGCAGUAG